AUGAGAGAAUAUAAAGUAGUCGUACUUGGUCCAGGUGGUGUAGGUAAAUCAGCAUUAACGGUACAGUUCUGUCACUCAAAAUUCGUUGAAAAAUAUGAUCCAACUAUAGAAGACUUUUAUCGUAAAGAAAUUGAAGUUGAUGGCGAACCUGCUUAUUUGGAAAUUCUCGAUACUGCCGGUACUGAACAAUUUGCAUCUAUGCGUGAUCUUUACAUAAAAAAUGGUCGUGGAUUUCUUGUUGUAUUUAGUUUAACAUCUUGGCAAUCAUUUCUUGAUGCUCGAACUGUUCGUGAACAAAUACUUCGUGUUAAAGGUACGGAGAAUGUACCUAUAUGUCUUGUUGGAAAUAAAUGUGACGCAUCUAUACAACGUCAAGUAACACCCGAUGAUGCACUUGCAUUAGCACAAGCAUGGACAUGUCCUUAUGUUGAAACAUCAGCAAAAUUAGCUAUUAAUGUUAAUGAUACAUUUGCUGAAAUUGUACGUGAAAUAAAUACAAGAAUGAAAACAAGAAAGACAAAAACUAAAAAUAAAAAAAAACAUCGAUCAUUUUUUCGACGUUAUUGUUGUUGCUGUUGUUCAUCAUCGUGA
Messenger RNA from Adineta steineri, 591 nucleotides. Lineage: Eukaryota; Metazoa; Rotifera; Eurotatoria; Adinetida; Adinetidae. The record is from the annotation of a GenBank genome assembly.